ACAAAAGUUGGAUCCCAUGUAUUAAAGGAUAUGGACAGCAAACUACACAAAGGUGGAAAUGAAACCUUUGUACAAGAAAUGAAACAAGAUGAUUCAAAAGAGAUUAUUGACAGUAUUAUAGAAGAAAGCCAGAAGGCACAACAGCUAGAUGAUGAUUCUUUAACUUCUAGAGGAAAAGAACUGACUGUUCCAACUUCAGAUGCAAAUGCUUGGAUUUCUGGAGCAGGUAUCAUGAGUAGUAUUCCAGAAGUAUCAGCUGCUAAAAUAUCGUUACAAGAAGACCCUAGAGAACCAGUGUAUCAGAGUGUGUGUAAGGACAGUGAAUUGGAGUCUGGGAAGCUUUUGUUUAGUUCUGAGCAACAGGAAACUCAUAAACUAACAAAAGUAACAGACGCAACUGACCAUAAAAUGGAUGAAACUGAAGCACAGGAAGAAACAUCAAAAAGCGAGAACAUAACAGACAAGAAAGAGUCAAAUACUUUAGAACAAGUGGCUUCAGAUUUAUCUGCCAAAGACCUUUCUACAACAGAAGAAAUGCCUCCAGCAAAACCGCCAAGGCAGCUUACUGUAGAACCUGAUAUAGUUGCUAGCACAAAGAAACCUGUUCCAGCGCGGCCACCACCUCCAAUAAAUGUUCCUCCUCCGAGACCACCACCACCUGCUCGGCCAGCUCCUCCACCCCGGAAGAAGAAGAGUGAACUGGAUUUUGAAGUGCAAAAACCUGUUUUAGAAGUUUCUCGAGAGAACUUCACAGCUGGUAGUCUUUUGGCUCCAAGUACAGUAACGGAGGGCAUGCCCAAAGAUUGUCAGCCUUCUUUGGAUUUGGCAAGUGCAACUAGUGGAGAUAAAAUAGUCACUGCACAGGAAAAUGGGAAAGCAGCUGAUGGCCAAACAACAAAUGAAGUACUUGGACCACAAAGACCUAGGUCUAAUUCUGGAAGAGAGCUCACAGAUGAGGAAAUUCUAGCAAGCGUAAUGAUAAAAAACCUUGAUACCGGUGAAGAAAUACCCCUGAGUUUGGCAGAAGAAAAGUUGCCAACAGGCAUUAAUCCCCUAACUUUGCAUAUCAUGAGGAGAACUAAAGAAUAUGUCAGUAAUGAUGCCGCACAGUCUGAUGAUGAAGACAAAAUGCAGACACAGCAAACCGAUUCUGAUGGAGGAAGGUUAAAACAAAAAACGACCCAGCUGAAAAAAUUCCUUGGCAAAUCUGUAAAGCGAGCAAAGCACCUUGCUGAAGAAUAUGGCGAACGUGCUGUAAAUAAAGUUAAGAGUGUUCGAGAUGAAGUCUUCCAUACAGAUCAAGAUGAUCCCUCUUCCAGUGAUGAUGAAGGGAUGCCGUAUACAAGACCAGUUAAGUUCAAAGCAGCCCACGGCUUCAAGGGACCUUAUGAUUUUGAACAAAUAAAAGUUGUUCAGGAUCUCAGUGGAGAACAUAUGGUAGGUUUCAAAUUUCAGCUGUGAUUUUGCUGAAUCUGUUCAG
This is a messenger RNA of Leptosomus discolor (cuckoo roller), 1480 nucleotides long. Lineage: Eukaryota; Metazoa; Chordata; Aves; Leptosomiformes; Leptosomidae. The record is from RefSeq and is a predicted model, not a curated record.